AUGAUUGAAGAAUUCAAAAAUGACAUGAUGAGGCAUUAUGAGAUGACUGAUCUCGGGCUGCUCUAUCAUUUUCUUGGCAUGGGAGUUGUACAGACUGAGAAAUACAUAUUUCUCCAUCAGAAGAAGUAUGCAAUGAAAGUGAUUGAGAAGUUUGGUUUAAAAGGAUGUAAGUCUGUGGCAACCCCCUUGGUUGCAAAUGAAAGGCUGUGCAAAGAAGAUGGAAGUGAUAUGGCAGAUGAGAGUGAAUAUAGGCAGAUUGUAGGCAGUCUGCUAUAUCUGACAGCUACUAGACCAGACAUAAUGUUUGCCUCUAGUUUGCUUGCCAGAAUCAUGCACAAUCCCACUAAGAAACACAUAGGAACAGCCAAAAGGGUGUUGAGAUAUGUUGAAGACACACUGGAUUAUGGAGUUGAGUUUAAAAAGGGCAAGGCAGCUACCUUAAUAGGCUACUGUGACAGUGACUGGGCAGGCAGUGAGGAUGACAGAAGAAGUACCUCAGGAUAUGUGUUUACUUUGGGAUCUGGCAUGUUUUCAUGGGCCUCAAUCAAACAGAAUACAGUAGCUCUGUCUACAGCUGAAGCAGAAUAUGUGAGUGCUGCUGAAGCAACAUCACAAGCUAAAUGA
Molecule: messenger RNA, 624 nt
Organism: Prunus persica (peach)
Lineage: Eukaryota; Viridiplantae; Streptophyta; Magnoliopsida; Rosales; Rosaceae
Exons: 1
Coding region: 1-624 (207 amino acids)
Source: RefSeq, a predicted model, not a curated record